UUUUCAAAUCGAGAGACCACGUCUGAAUCUUCAAAACAAAUGGAGCCUUAGACUAUUUACUUUAAAAAAUGGUAUAGAGUGUCCCUUUACUAAAUUGAUUGCAUACUCUCUCAACUCUAUCCUCCACAUAAUACUCCAAUACAAAAGAAUACCAGUCAAUCACAUAUCAAAGCAAGCAAGCAAACAUCAAACUGAACAACUUAACCCUUAAGCAAUUCAGUUUUAAAACGGAGGAAUUGACCCUUUAAACAAAAUCACUUCAAAAAAUUGAAAAGGCAGAAACAGUAAAGUGGAAAGUGGAAACACACAAUGGAGAAACAGAAAGAUGAACAAGUUAGUGAGAUGAGUACUUGUACUUGUCUGUGGAUGUUACCUGAGGUUUGUAUAGCUGAUAUCUUAGCCUUAACGAGUCCGCCGAACGUUUGCAGCCUUUCAUUAGUCUCAAAAUCUCUCAAAUCUGCAGCUGAUUCCGAUUCCGUUUGGGCGAAAUUCCUGCCCUCCGAUUAUCGGUCUAUUAUUGCCAGUUCAUCGACUCCGAUCCCUGAAUUCCCAUCACUCAAGCAGCUCUUUGUUUACCUCUCGCAUAAUCACAUCUUAAUUGACGAAGGUCGCAAGAGUUUCUCACUCGAUAAAUGGACUGGAAAGAAAUGCUACUUCUUAAGUGCAAGGGAUCUUAAUAUUACAUGGGGUGAUACACCAGAAUAUUGGGGAUGGACUUCACUACCAGAGUCCAGGUUUCCGGAGGUGGCUCGACUCGAAGUUAUACGGUGGCUUGAAAUUUGGGGCACAAUUAGAGCUGGGAUUCUGUCACCCUUGACAUCCUACACAGCGUUCUUCGUUUACAAGUUGGAAGAAGAUUCUUACGGGUUUGAUACUCGAUACAUGGAGGUUUCAGUUGGAAUUUCUGGUGUUGAAUCCGAAAUGCGGGUUGCUUAUUUGCAUCCGGAACCUCUAUAUGUACCAGAGUAUUUAUACGAGUCACCUUAUACUCCGCCCUCCCCUUAUCAGCCUUACGUAAGGUUGGAGACUCCUUGGCCGGAUGAAUCAGACAAUUUAACAUUUCCUGAACUUAGAGAUGAUGGCUGGUUUGAGUUAGAAUUGGGUGAGUAUUAUACUGGAAAUGAAGAUGAUUGCAUAGAGUUGAGAAUGCAAGAUGUGAAGACUGGUUGUACAAAACGAGGCCUUAUUGUUGAAGGAAUUGAGAUAAGGCCAAGUAGUAUGUAAUUGUUAGGUUUAUACCAAGAACAACCCAUUGCAUUUUUCAACUAAACUCUUUGUUUAAAAUGAAAAAAGUUAGGUGGGAUGGUGACCUCUUAGAGGUCGUUUGGUAGAGUGUACAAUUAAUAGUACCGGAUAAAAUGUAUUAGUAAUGUUGCCAAUAGUUAUAUUAUAAUUAAUUAUUGUACACAAUUUGGUUUGGUGUAUUAAAGAUAGUUUUUUCUUUAACCAUACUUAUUCAUGUAUUAAUAAAUAAUAACUCUUGUGUUGUUGAUA
Capsicum annuum is the source of this 1494-nucleotide messenger RNA. RefSeq names its product putative F-box protein PP2-B12. The record is from RefSeq and is a predicted model, not a curated record. The coding region runs from base 310 to 1224 and encodes 304 amino acids. NCBI's taxonomy places the organism in Eukaryota, Viridiplantae, Streptophyta, Magnoliopsida, Solanales, Solanaceae. Gene Ontology annotation, molecular function: protein binding. The transcript is spliced from 3 exons.